AUGGAGCGCACUUCAACUCUCUUGGCCGUCCUGUACCUCUUCCUGGUGGCCGCAGUGGCCUCCGCUGCCGUCACCUCCUCGGACAUCACCCCGUCAUCGGACGAACUGCUGGAAAAGACGUGGACGGUCUCCGCUGCGAGCCUCGACAAGCUCGAAGUUCAAGUGGCUGGCAACAUGUUCGUGGACUACGACAGUUCCCUCCAGUCUUCUGACGGAGUAGCAGCCAAGGUUGUGAUGCGCGCGAGCACAUCAAAGCUGCUGGAAGCGGUGGAUGUCACGGAUAUUGGAGGAGACAGUGCUGCUGCUGGCGUGGACAGCGGCGUCCGCUUGCACUACAAGAACCAGCAAGUGCACGUCGAGGGUCUCGUCACGACGCAGAUUUUACUGAGCAAGCCUAGUGCUUUACGCUCCGUCAGCGCAACCAAUACGCAAAACGUCGUUGUUGGAGAAGACGUCAUUGUGAACGAUGACAAAGCGGCAAGUCUGCAUUUCUCCACGCACGGCAGUGGCCACAUCUUCGUCGACUCAGGAGCCAACAGUUCAAUUGGGGUGCGCUCGGUCGGCAUUGCUGUUUCAGGCGACGGUGGUGUUCAGUUCCAGGCCACGUCACUUAAGGUCGCUGAACUCGUGGUUUCGUUGGUUGGCUCGGCUCACGUAGCUGUGCUGGCUGAGGAGAGCUUCACUGCUAACAAGCUGGAGUCUGCUGUCGCUGGAACUGGUAAGGUCUUUGUGCAGACACCAAGCCUUCAGGUUGAGACGCUCGCAACUGAGAUCGUGGGCAACGGCGAGGUUUCGUACGCUACAUCGGGCUCUUGCGGCACAGAGAGGAUCCGCCUCGCUGCUGAAGGCUCUGUGAACUCUGCGUCCAUUGUGUGCAAGGAUGCUGAUGUAAGCAUUAUCGGCGUUGGGGAAGUGGUGCUUCAAGCUACAGAGCGGCUAUCGGCCACAUUACUGCUAACGGGGUCGAUCAAGUAUGUGAACGGACGCCCCAAGUCGAUCCAGACGUCGGGCCUCGUGCUGGAGAACAGCAUCCAGCCGGCCGAUGCUAUCCCGUCCGCGCAGUACGCACCUCUCAGCCCACCCAACCGAGCUGCCACGGGCGUUUUUCUGACUGUGGAGACAGCCAACAACGAUGACAGUCCUUACGUCCACGUGCGGCCAGUGAUGGAACCGACGAUGAGACUGCAGAACUUGAGCUCCUCGCUGCCUGAGAGUAUGAGCGCUCUCGUGCUGUUCGAGGUGGCUCUUGUAGCCAUGGCGUUCGUCGCCUUCUCCGCGUUCAAGUUCAAGCAGCGCCGGAUGCGCAGCAGAUACCAGACGCUACUCCCGUGA
Molecule: messenger RNA, 1332 nt
Organism: Phytophthora sojae
Lineage: Eukaryota; Oomycota; Peronosporomycetes; Peronosporales; Peronosporaceae
Exons: 1
Coding region: 1-1332 (443 amino acids)
Source: RefSeq, a predicted model, not a curated record